AAUUGAGACAGCUCACUGUCAAAGUCAAUGACAAUUCGGGGCAUUUCGGACUCUGUCGGCUGCACAGCUAGGACGGUAAAUCGGAAUAAGAUCAUCGACAGGUUGAUAAACUCCGUAAUUGUCAGCCCUUGACAGUGACCUUUGACCUACCAUCGUCUCACCAUGACACCGCAGGCCACGCUGUUCGCUGGCCUUGUCCUGCCGCGGAUCCUAGCGCUCCUGACCCUGUUCGCAAUUUUAGCUGAUGCCGGGCAGCCUUUCAAUGGGGAAGAGAAGACGGCGAUUGUCGAUAGGCACAACGAGAUCCGAAGGGAGCCGGGGGCCAGCGAUAUGAAUUACAUCGACUGGGACGACGCCCUCGCCAGCCAGGCUCAAUCGCUCGCCGACUCCUGCAAGUUCGAGCACGUCAACGAAGGCCUGGUCGUUGGCGAGUUCAACACGGUGGGAGAAAAUAUCUUUGCCGAGGGCGGCGAGAGCGGCGACACCAAGACGGGGGUGGACGCCGUGAAUAAGUGGUACGAGGAGAAGGCGGGCUAUACCUGGGCCGAUAACUCCUGCGAUGGAGAAUGCGGCCAUUACACACAAGUUACUUGGGCUGAGAGUAGGAGGGUAGGAUGUGGUCGAAAUUACUGCCCAGACCUACAGGGUGCUUUCCCCAAUGCAUGGUACAUCGUCUGCAAUUACGGACCAGCAGGUAACGUGGAAGGUGAAAAACCAUGGAAGAUGGGGGAUCCCUGCACAGAAUGUGAUUCGGGAAGCGGACAGUGUUUCGAUGGACUGUGUCGCCCUUGCAGUGAGCACCCCGAGGAAUGCGAUUGCAGGAUGGUGUGUGAAAACUGCGCCAAUUUGAACACCGAGUGCAAAUGCGAAUGCCCAAACGGGUUCAGGGGAGUUAAUUGUGCAGAAAUUUGUGAGGACGUGGAUCCAACUUGUGGGGCAAACCCUGGCUGGCCUGAUGCCGAUUCUUGUUCUCUCGGCGAUUUCGUGCCCCUCGGGUGCCCCCUUAUGUGCGGUGUAUGCAAUGCCCAAGAUCCCGACUUCGUUUGUGAUGGAAGUACUCAAACGGGAACGGGCACAGGCACCGGAACAGGAACGGAUACUGACACGGACUCCGACACGGGCAAGGAAAGGGGCGGCGGUGGCCGUCAGCCUUCUGGAGGCCAGGGAGGAGGAGAAGGAGAAGUCACGGGGGACAUCUGUACUCAGACUUUCACCGCCGCCACCUAUGUCGACGAUGAGCUUUUCCUUUUCCACGGUGGAAAGUUGUGGAAGGUAUCGUCUUCUGGCGAGCUCCUGUCACCGGCUGAGGGAGAAAACGCUCAAGACAGCUUCAUUAAACUACCCAAUGACAUAUCAGCUGUCUACCAACGAAAAGAUGGCAACGUGGUUUUCUUAAGAGAUCAAAAGAUGUUUAUUUUCCAAGAUAAUAAGCGCGUUGAAGGUCACCCCAUUAAGAUAGUAGACUGGGGCGUGGAGAAAGAUGUAGCAGGGGCAGCCCAUGACAGACGACAAGAUAAGACGUACUUCUUUAAAGGCCCACAAGUUUGGCGGUAUAAUGAGAAAUCAAAACGAAUAGACAACGGAUACCCGAAGAGCAUCUCGACGGAAUAUGAUUCAAAGGUCAACAAACCGAACUUUGUUUUCUCGGAUAAUGAAGGGAAUUUCUUUUUCGUAAAGCUCCAGAAAGUGUUCCGCAUCAGUGCCGGAGGAAAUGAAGUGGACACUGGGUAUCCGAAACCAUUUGCUCCCGAAUUCUUCUCUGACUGCUAGAAAUGGGUAUCCAAUACCAUUAUCAUUAUGUAUCCGCAAAUGAAAGAGAUACAUGUUAUCAGUAACCGGAUGGUCGAUGAUAUUAAACGAGGGUUAUUUAGAAUUUGUGAAUUUUACCUCGUUUUUUCGUGCCACGUACGUUGAUGCUUCAUCUAAGCCUAUUUGCUUUGAGUAUGUCAGGUUAAUUUUAAAAUAGUCUAACUCUGUGAUUAUGAUAUGCUUACCUUCUACCUUUCACUUUCAUGACUAUGCCUUAAUACAAAUAGAUAAUCAAUCUUAUAAUAAGCUUCAUUUUGACAAAAUAAGCAUUAGAGGUAUUAUGUUACAGUCGGGUGAGCUUUCCAAAAGGUUCAUUUCUUGGUGACAGUUUCCCCUAAAUUUUGCUGCAUAGUUGAUUUCAUUGCAAAGUAUGCUUUCUCACACAAUAUGCUCAAUUUGUAUCGUAGAUUGGUUAGUUGUGAGGCAGAACAGGGCAAGCAUAACCUUGAAUUUCAAAUGAAACCAUAGCAGUGAUACGUAAAUCAGUUUUUAAAUAUGUGUUUACCUUUUAAAGAUGGUGCCAGGCAUUGUACAUUAGAUUUCUGACUGUAAUAUAAAGGGUCUUUAUGGAUAUAGUUUAAAAUGUUACGGAUCGAAUUUUAG
Molecule: messenger RNA, 2412 nt
Organism: Strongylocentrotus purpuratus (purple sea urchin)
Lineage: Eukaryota; Metazoa; Echinodermata; Echinoidea; Camarodonta; Strongylocentrotidae
Exons: 14
Coding region: 163-1770 (535 amino acids)
Cellular component (GO): extracellular region
Source: RefSeq, a predicted model, not a curated record